GAAGUUUAACGAACAGGCCGAAUUUUUAAACUUUCAUUAUUAGCGUUUGUCAUAAAAUCGGAACGAAUGAUUCGUCAUUUAUUCACUUGCGUUGAGUAUUGGACUAUUGGUGUCAGUGAAUCGAUGCGUAUUGUACUUAUCGUCUUUAGAACGCCCUCACAGAGCCGGUUUAAUACCCAGUUAUCACCUAACGCGAAUCAAAGUGUGAUUUUUCGUCGAGUGUUGCACCUUUUGAAAUAAUAAUUACAUAGGCAAGUAUUCGGUGGAUUUUUGAAAAUGUACACGUUACCGAAUCUGGUGGCAGUUCAGCGAAUUUCUAAUUUGCCCAUUAUUAAAUCGAGCUUGGAUACUGCGACGAGUAUCUAUAUCAAAGUCAAGAAAUCAAAUCGUUUAAUAGAAUGGAGUCUGGGAACUGCAGAAGCCACUGUAACCAUUGCAAUCGAUUUAACCAAACCCGGUAUUGUGAUGUUGGAUGGCCCAAUACACCUGAUAGAUGAAAUUUUAUGUAAAUCGCUGGAUAUGAUGGAAGAAGCAGUACCUAUCAUCAAGUCUGAGCCCGAUAAGCUGUACAUUGCGACCAAAGAAUACGUUUCUUCGGUUAUGGAGCCAGUUUUAAAGCGUGCUGAUUCGGUUAAAGAAAUCGGAAUCCAAAAAGCGGUCAGUUACAGCAGUUUUGCCGCCGAAUCGUUGGAUAAUGCUUUGACCGUUGCCGAUGGAUACGUGAACAAGUAUUUGCCGGAGUUACCCGAUGGUUCUACAAAUCCAUCGACACCUAUUCCAGUGUCACCUGAACCUCAGAAUCCUACAGAACGAACCAUUCGACAUGUGAACAAAUUUUCAAAAACCUUGAAAAGAAGAUUAACCCAACGUACUUUAUACGAAGCUAGGGAAUUGAAAAAGCAAGGAGUAAAUGUCAUUCACGUGCUCGUACAACUCGUUGACUUGUUGGCGAAAGAUCCAAGAGCUUUUGGACAAAAGAUGAAAGAUCUGUGGUCACAUCUAAGCCAAGAUGAGCCGGAAAAUCAAGCUCCUCCGCAAAAUUUGGAACAACUUAUUGUUAUGUUGACCAGAGAAGGAGCUAGAAGAUUCGUUCAUGUUGCCAAUUUUACUGCCACUACAACUUAUAAUAUACCGAAACAUGCUAAGGAAUACUUCACAUAUUCUAUUAAUUUAUUCAGCGAAUAUGUUCAAAAACUAGAAUUAACUCCCAGUGGAAUCAAACGUCAAGCUGAAGUUUUAAGAUCUGCCAUUAAUGAUAUUUUCGACAAAUUUCUUUCGUUAAUAAAGGUACCCCAAAACGCUUUAAUGGUGAGAAACAGAGAUUGGCAAUGCAGCAAUAUCGAAAACACAGGCUUCGCAUCCGAAACAACGAUAAGCAGAUUUGAUUUUCGGCUAUUCGUAUUUUUAAUCCAGAAAUACCAAGAUUUAGCCCAAUUAACAAAUGAUAACGAUGAACCAUUAGAAAUCGAUUAUAGCCAUCCAGUCCCGCAAUCGAACCCAAACCGUCGAUUACUCCACUCUCCAACAAAGCUUCCAACAAGAAGAAAGAAAAAAACGCCAAAAACGAAGAAAAAAAAACCACCCCAAACGCCUCGACUUCAAACGGCGAUAGCAACACGAAACCUCAAAACGGAGAAAUAGUUGCGAACUAAUCAUUUCAAAUUAUGUAUUAAAUUUUACUUGAGUUACAUUUAUCGUAUAAAAUAGGUACUAGGUAGUUUAUAAUUAAUUGUAAAAUUCAUCGUUUAUUUAAAAACCCGUUAUUGAUAUUUUUUAAUGUGAAAUUUUAAUAAUAUUCUUUUUUGUAUUUUUUUGUCUCAACGUGAGUAAUGUGCAAAUAUUUUUGAAUAAAAUUCUCUUUUUAAGUA
Messenger RNA from Planococcus citri (citrus mealybug), 1868 nucleotides. It is a transcript of the gene Lsd-1, whose product is annotated as lipid storage droplet-1. The record is from RefSeq and is a predicted model, not a curated record. Lineage: Eukaryota; Metazoa; Arthropoda; Insecta; Hemiptera; Pseudococcidae. Gene Ontology annotation, biological process: positive regulation of triglyceride storage; lipid storage. The transcript has 9 exons. The coding region runs from base 277 to 1641 and encodes 454 amino acids. Gene Ontology annotation, cellular component: lipid droplet; cytosol.